AGAUCUGCGCUCCAUACAAAUUGCACGGAAUUAAAACUUCAUUUAACUUUCCGCCUUGUUAGUUUCCGACAUGAAGCUGCACUGGCUGCUCUUGUUGGUAGUUUACGCUCAAAAUUUUAAAUACGCCGUUAACAAGAGUGUGGCGUCAAUUUUGUUCCAGAAAUCUUUGGUCAUCGACCGCUUUAUGGGAAAAUGUCCCCGACACGCCAAUCUGCCGAUGUAUCUGGAAAAUAUUCACCUCUAUCCCACGAACGGCACGUAUAAUAUUUCGGCUAAAAUAGUCGUGACCCGCGAUUUACUGAGCGAUUUGAAACUCGUGCUCCAGUUGGAGCGUUGCAAGGCGAAAGAGGACCUUGAUUCUUGCGAGCCGUACCAGAACGUCAGCAGGAACAGCCUAUGCGAACUGGCCAAAGCGAAGAAGCAAACAUGGACGCCGUAUAUGACCAACAUGCAACCAGCGAUAUCCUGUCCCCCUCUAAAGGGUACCUACUACUGCUCUCAUACCGUUUUCGAUGCCACACCCCUGAUGAUGUUACCGAUAAGUGGGUGGUACUGGAAAGUGAAAUCGCUCAUUUACGAAGCAAAGACAAACAAUCCUCCAGUUAUGUGCAUCUACAUUACUGGACAAUUUAAGUAG
This is a messenger RNA of Photinus pyralis (common eastern firefly), 637 nucleotides long. RefSeq lists its product as uncharacterized. Bases 71 to 637 code for a protein of 188 amino acids. NCBI's taxonomy places the organism in Eukaryota, Metazoa, Arthropoda, Insecta, Coleoptera, Lampyridae. The transcript has 4 exons. The record is from RefSeq and is a predicted model, not a curated record.